AUGAAGAUGAUGAAAACAGGAAACUUCGUGCUCCAUGAUGCCAAUAAUAAGACUGUCUGGCAAUCUUUUGAUUAUCCGACGGAUACACUGCUUCUUGGGCAGAAAUUGGUGAAAGGGCAGAGGCUGUCAGCUUACGCUUCGGAAACCAAUAUGUCUGAGGGAAACUUCUAUCUUUCUGUUACAUCUCAAGGUCUAUUUGCCUAUUACAAAGCUAAUGUCCCUCAGAUGUAUUUUAGAUAUUUAGCUUUCGACGGGAACAUGGAAAGCAUCGAACUAAUGCACUCCACAACUGGUACAGGUCCUCUUUCUUUAUACUUCUCUUCAUCUGCACCUCAUAAGCCAUUUCCUUUCAAGACAGUCGCCAAUAGUAAUGAAAUAACAAUGCCUUUCAUGAAAUUUAAUUCAAAUGGACAUCUCAUUCUUUAUGAUUCUUCUUUCUUCACUGAUGAUAUGUUGGCUGAGCACAUGAGUGAAUGUGAAUAUCCAACUACUUGCGGUAAUUUGAUGCUCUGCUCAAAUCAAGGGGAAAACUGCUCCUGUCCUGCUGGAUUAGGGAAAGAUGAUUAUUCUGCUCCUGGAUGCGCAGAGAUAAAUCCAACGCUAUGCAGAACUCCCCAGUUUCAAUCUCUUGUUCCCUAUAAAGAUGUCUACCAUUUUAGUUUUGUCGACCCUGACUCCGCAGUUCUUAAAGGAACAGACAUGGAGAGCUGUAAAGAAGCAUGCUUGAAUAACUGUUCUUGCGAAGUUGCAUUUUUUCAGCAUCUCCACAAUUAUUCACAUGGGAAUUGUUUUCUACCCUCACCAGUUCUUUCACUUAUAUAUGAUGGAGACCAAAGAAAUAAUCGGCAGUCCUAUGCCUUCGUCAAAAUUGCCAAUUACAGCGGGAUUGGAAUAGCUCCAGGACAAGAAGUAAUUAAUGGAGCGGGUGGAGCAAGAGGUUCUCCUACAUCAGCUAUGCGUUACAAAAUAAUAGCAGCAUCAACUGUUGGAAGCUUCCUACUGUAA
Molecule: messenger RNA, 1005 nt
Organism: Manihot esculenta (cassava)
Lineage: Eukaryota; Viridiplantae; Streptophyta; Magnoliopsida; Malpighiales; Euphorbiaceae
Product: EP1-like glycoprotein 4
Exons: 1
Coding region: 1-1005 (334 amino acids)
Source: RefSeq, a predicted model, not a curated record